CCCCCCAGGCGCCGCCCCCGGCCCCGCCCCCGCCGCGGCGGGCAGGAGCGUGCGGGCUGCGGGCUGGCACCGGGCCCGCCCCGCCCAGCACCGGCACCGGCCCCGGCCCCGGCCCGGCCCAUGGAGGCUCCGGGAGCGGCCGGCACCGCAGGCAGCCGGUGAGCCCAGGCCGGAGUGGGGCGGUGUGGCCGGCGGCACGGCAUGACCAUGCAGGCGGAGGCCAGAGGGGAUUUCUGCGGCAGGGACCAGCACCCUGGUACCGGUAUCGCAGAGCUCGGCAAGGAGGCGCUGGCCCCGGAGUGCCCGGCGGGGACCCCUGCCCACAGGCCGGCCCAGGAGACCCCCGGAGUCCCCGCGGAGGAGCAGGGCGGCAUCCCCAUCCCCAGCGCCGGCCUGCUGCAGGUCACCGAGCGCAGACAGCCCCUGAGCAGCGUCUCCUCGCUGGAGGUACACUUCGACCUGCUGGACCUGACGGAGCUGACCGACAUGUCGGACCAAGAGCUGGCCGAGGUCUUCGCCGACUCCGACGAAGAAAACGCGACCGGAGAGUCUCCCGGCGGUGAGCGAGCGGGGCCGGCCCCGGCCCGUCCGGCUGCCCGGGCCCCUGAGCCGGCUGUUCCCGCAGGGCUGCAGCCGCAGACGGUGCCCCGGGCCGGGUACCUGCGUUCGCCCUCCUGGACCCGAACGCGGGAGCAGGGACGGGAGAAGAAGCACCUGAGCGACCCGGAGCUGCCGCCGGGCCCCCCGGACGCCUUCCUGCCCGCCGAACGCCCACGGGAGCCCUAGGGCUGCCCCGGCCCCGGGCAGCGGCGGCGGGGACGCGCCGGGGGACGGACGCGGAGGGGCGGCGGGGCCGGUCGCUUCCCUUCGUUCCCCGGUACCGUUGCAGCCCUGGACUGGCGCCGCGGCGGGGAGGAGGAGGAGGAGGAGGAGGAGGAGGGCAGCUCGCCCGGACCGGCCCCGGGGUUGCGGGAGGCGGCCCCGGGCAGAGGCGGCCCCC
Molecule: messenger RNA, 1000 nt
Organism: Grus americana (Whooping crane)
Lineage: Eukaryota; Metazoa; Chordata; Aves; Gruiformes; Gruidae
Gene: DBNDD1
Product: dysbindin domain containing 1
Exons: 4
Coding region: 202-786 (194 amino acids)
Biological process (GO): negative regulation of protein kinase activity
Cellular component (GO): cytoplasm
Source: RefSeq, a predicted model, not a curated record